GCGCAGCGGUAGAUAAGCGGCAGCAGCGAGCUGGCGUGGAGGAGAGUCUGUAAGAGGAGCUCGGCGGCGAGGUGGGCGCUGUGCCCUCCGUAGUGGCCCGCUAAGCGGUGCAGAAGCCCUGGCUGCAGCUUCUGCAGGCUCGUCAAGCUGCCCUGGACCUUCUCGGGUCGAGCUUGCUCUGUGUAACCAAGUUAUGCCAGAAUGAUCCAAGUGUUGGACCCAAGACCUCUUUCCAGUUCCAUCAUGCCUGUAGAUGUGGCCAUGAGAAUCUGUCUGGCUCAUUCUCCACCUGUGAAGAGCUUUCUCAGUCCACUUGAUGAAUACCGGAGAAGAAACUUUGUGGACCGAUUUAAGCCUCUUAGACCAUGCCUCCAUGUGAAACGUGAGACUGAGUCUCAAAGCCGUGACUGGAAACGCUCCGCUGGCCAAACCAAAAAGAGAGUGGUCUUUGCAGAUUCUAAAGGUCUCUCUUUGACUGCAAUCCACGUCUUCUCUGAAUUCCAGGAGAACCCAGCAUGGGAUCUUCAGUUUGAUUUGUUACAUCUUGAAGACAUAACAGCUGGCUUAAAACUGCACGAGGAAAAGAAUUUGAUUCUGGGUUUUACUCAGCCGUCAGCUGAUUACUUAGACUUCCGGAACCGCUUGCAGAAAAAUUUUGUCUGUCUUGAAAACUGCACCCUCCAAGAAAGAGCUGUGUCAGGGACCGUGAAAGUAAAAAAUGUGAGUUUUGAGAAAAAGGUGCAGGUGCGGAUCACCUACAACUCAUGGAAGACUUAUUCCGACAUCGAUUGCGUCUACAUGAACAACGUGUAUGGAGACUCUGACAAUGAUACCUUUUCUUUUGCUCUUGACUUGCCUCCAGCCAUUCCUACUGAAGAGAAGAUUGAAUUUUGCAUCUAUUACCAAAGUGGAGAGCGUGACUUCUGGGACAAUAAUGAUGGGCAGAACUACAAGAUUGUCCAUGCAGAAUGGAAGUCUGAUGGUGUCCAAGUGCCAGCAUCACCCAAGAAAGACUGUAUGACACUCAAGUCUUCAAAGAAAGUGCAGGAAAUAGGCUGUGACCAUUUCGGCAGCCCUCGGAUAUCUAAUGGCCUUUUCCCUGAAUGGCAAAGCUGGGGCAGGGUAGGAAACUCGUCUCCAUACUGGUGAAGGAAAUAAGCUACAGUGUUAUCUGCUGUCAGCAGUGGAACAUUAACUGGUAUUCUAGAAGAAUUUGCUGAUGGCUGAAAAAACAAACCUGACUUGUUACAACCAUGAAAAAAAAAUCAACUAGCUCCAUCAAAGAUAGACUUGAGAGAGAAUGCAAAUUCAAUGGCACUGCCGCCUCAUGUAGGAAGGGACUGGUUUGUGCAUGUAUAUGACUCUCUUUUUGAUCUUCACUUGCCUUAAUGAAAGGGGCUUAUUAGGAAGUAACAAAAUGUGUGCGGUGGCAUUUUUGUAAGGGUCCAAUUGUGUGGGGGGAUGUUGAGUACAGAACCACAAAAGCAAAGAUUGUACCUGUUAUAUAGACAUAUUGCAGGUUGUGAGAGAUGCUGAACUGCCAACCCUGGGCCUAAAUCAGGUCUGGACAAAUCUUGAUAGUAACACAAUUCAUAGUUUUAGGAUUGUGGGAUAGGAGUAUCUCUCUUUCAGUGGGAGUAAAGGGAAGAGAAAGAUGGGGAAAAGGUGUUAUCGAGAACAGUGAAGGAAAGAGGGAUCUGGUGUCUAAAAUCCAUGGAAGACUUCAGGGACAUGCGAGAAGCGAGAAGAAAAUGCCAAUGAAGAACUUCAGUCCUUCUGCUCCAAGUACUUUUCACAAAAAUGGUGGAGUGAAAAAGGGUUGCCAGUUCUUAGUCACCAGCAAGACAGGCAGAACUUUGAUAGGUGCAGCUUUCCCCAUAUAUGGAAAGGCUAUGCAUGUUACAUUUGGAGAGAGGAGGGGAAAGAAGGCAGGAGGCAGUAUGAGUUCAGAAUGGUGCUGAGGGACUAGGCCUCUCCAUAGUCAUAGUCUCGGUUGUAGAAAGCCAUCUUGCUAAACACUGGGCUUGUUCUGCUUUCAUUAACCCUUGUGAAACCACAGUUCACAAGAAAUACACACAGGCUAUGCUUUAGAGAAAAUACCAUAGUUGUCCCAAGAUUACACAAAGAAUUUAGUUAUAACAGACAGGCUGACUCUUGUGUGAAAUGCCUUAAAUUGUAGAUAUUGUUGACUGGUCUAUUGUUUGUUUGUUUUUUUGCCUUGUAAAAGUUUCUCUACUUCCUUUCUAUCUUGCUCACUGUUGCAGAGAUUUUAGUAAUACUUGCUCUUCUACAGAAUAGCUCUUCACAACUGUGAAAUAAACUUAAGCAAAUGAAGUCCUUCAUAUUGAAGGGAUGAUAAUGUAGCUGUACUUCUCAAGCUAAUCAGUUUAAAAGAACUAUGCACCUUGCACAUAAAUAGAAAUAGAUUUUAAUCAUGUUCAUACCUCAUUUUCUCCACAGCUUUUACAGCUGCCGAUAGUUUUGUGCGUGACUUCAUAACUGUAUUAAUCUUUUCCAAAAAAGAUCACAUUUGUAAUUAAUAGCACAAGACUUUGGACACAGACCGCAUUGGACAAAACAAAAUGGGAGUGCACACACAUCGCUAUGUUCACUUACCUGUUUUGUAGUGGUGGUGUUUGUCUAUGGAACAUGUAAAUCACAGUGUUUGCCAUGCCAAUACUGAGAUGGAAUUUGCAUUGUAAAAAAAGGGAAAAGCCUCUUCCACUUUUUAAAAAAUGUAUCUCACUACUGUGUGUUCUUUUUUAAAAACAAAUAAAUCGUGUUUUUUGAUAA
Sphaerodactylus townsendi is the source of this 2793-nucleotide messenger RNA. It is a transcript of the gene PPP1R3C, whose product is annotated as protein phosphatase 1 regulatory subunit 3C. Gene Ontology annotation, cellular component: protein phosphatase type 1 complex. NCBI's taxonomy places the organism in Eukaryota, Metazoa, Chordata, Lepidosauria, Squamata, Sphaerodactylidae. Gene Ontology annotation, molecular function: protein phosphatase 1 binding; glycogen binding. Gene Ontology annotation, biological process: regulation of glycogen biosynthetic process. The transcript is spliced from 2 exons. The coding region runs from base 202 to 1149 and encodes 315 amino acids. The record is from RefSeq and is a predicted model, not a curated record.